GUCAAUAAUCUAUUAUAAUAUAAUAGCAGACAUUCCAAAACACUAUCAAAUUAGACGCUUUCCCCCCUCUUUCCAGUUUUUUCCUAAACCAACCCAUUUUUAUAAACAAAAAAGUAGAUAUUGUGGGAAGGAGAGGAACAUUGUCCAUUUGGCCUGCUUUGGAGUAUAUAUUAUUGGAUUUUGUUUCAAUAUUGUUGAUAAUCAAUCCCCAUCUCACAAACAUGUAUAUAUCUUCACUGCGCACACAUUCUUCCUUUUUCUUCUUUGUGCUUUGGUUCUUUGUUGGAUUGGAAAGUUUUUUUAAUAUCAAAUGGGACAUUGGGAAGGAUGGGGAGAGCAGAGAUUCCACUUCCUUAAUGGAAGAAAGGGAUGGGGCAUCUCAAUACCUGUCCAUGAAUCCAAACUGCACCAAAAUGUCUCCAUCUAUAGGUGAAGACUUGGAACGCAAGGCGCCUAUGCCACACAUAAUUGAUGUAGAGAGAAAGAGGAGAGCAAAAUGGCAACAAAUGAAAACAGGCAUUGGGGUUGAAGAGAAAGAUACGGAUCCUCAGAGAAAUGGAGCAUCAUGAUGUAUUGUAAGAAUAAUAGGGUUCGGUCUGCUGCUGGUAGAGGUAAGAGAAGAAAACUACUGGAGAGUUGUUUUGAAUGGAGGAUUGACAAAGGGACCCUUGGGAACCGAGAAGGAAAAAGGGUGGGCCCUCAUAAAAUCGCUUUGGUAAA
Rubroshorea leprosula is the source of this 720-nucleotide messenger RNA. The record is from the annotation of a GenBank genome assembly. Lineage: Eukaryota; Viridiplantae; Streptophyta; Magnoliopsida; Malvales; Dipterocarpaceae.